Messenger RNA from Phytophthora nicotianae INRA-310, 672 nucleotides. RefSeq lists its product as hypothetical. The annotation marks the transcript as partial. Lineage: Eukaryota; Oomycota; Peronosporomycetes; Peronosporales; Peronosporaceae. The record is from RefSeq and is a predicted model, not a curated record. The transcript has a single exon.
ACCACGUACGCCCCGACCGAGAAACCUUGUGAUACGGAGGAGCCUACUGAGGAGCCGACGGAUGUCCCAACUGACGCUCCCACCAAUGCACCCACCGAUGCCCCUACUGAGGCGCCUACCGACGCACCCACUGAUGCACCUACAGAUGCCCCCACCGAUGCUCCAACUGACGCGCCUACCGAUGCGCCAACUGAUGCACCGACUGAUGCCCCAACUGACUCUCCUACCGAUGUGCCGACCGACGCGCCGACAGACGAGCCCACCGAUGCCCCUACUGAGGCGCCUACCGACGCACCCACUGAUGCCCCCACCGAUGCUCCAACUGACGCGCCUACCGAUGCGCCAACUGAUGCGCCGACUGAUGCUCCAACUGACUCUCCUACCGAUGCGCCCACCGAUGCGCCUACGGACGCGCCCACCGAUGCUCCUACUGAGGCGCCUACCGACGCACCCACUGAUGCCCCCACCGAUGCUCCUACUGAGGCGCCUACCGACGCACCCACCGAUGCCCCCACCGAUGCUCCAACUGACCCGCCGACUGAUACUCCAACUGAUGUGCCUACCGAAGCACCCACUGAUGCUCCAACUGACGCGCCCACCGAUGCGCCGACCGACGAACCUUCAACACCCUGUGACAACCAAGGUAUUAACGGUAUUGGAGUGGAGAACAAG